UGCUGCCGAGAGGAGCCCCAGCCCCACCGCUGUCCCCGCAGCCAGCGCCGGCCUCUGAGGAUCCCUCUCUGUCUCCCCAGGUUUCUGAUCUCGGUGCUCGGGAGCCCUCGGUGCUAUGCUGCCCUGCCACCCAUCCCAGUGGGUGUUUGCCCCCCUCCUCUUUUUCCUGGCUGAGCUCAGCUCUGGCACCAGCUCCCAACCCACCUACCAAUGGAAAGAUGCUGUGACAAGGGAGACCCUGACCUGCCAGCAGUGCCCGCCGGGGACCUUCGUGGCCCAGCACUGCAGCAGGGACAGGCAGACAGUGUGUGAGCCCUGCCCGGAGCUGCACUACACCCACUACUGGAACUACCUGGAGAAGUGCCGCUACUGCAACGUCAUCUGCGAGGAGCAGCAGGUGGAGGUGCAGCACUGCAACUCCACACACAACCGCGUCUGCCAGUGCCGGGAGGGCUACUACUCCGAGAUGGAGUUCUGCAUCAGGCAUUCCGAGUGCCCGCCGGGCUCUGGCGUAGAGAAACUGGGUACCCCCUUCGAGGACACCCAGUGCCGCGCCUGCCCCCGUGGCUUCUUCUCCUCCACCAGCUCCAGCACCAGGCAGUGCCAGCCCCACCAGGACUGUGAGCAGCAGGGGAAGGUGACCAAUGUGCCAGGCAACCAGUACCACGACACCCUCUGCACCUCCUGCAAAGUGGGGAAAAGCAACAGCACGCAGGGACCAGCAGCAGAAGACGAGGACUGUGAGCAGGCCAUGAUAGACUUUGUGGCUUAUCAGAACAUCCCCCUCAGGAAGCUGAAGCGUCUGCAGCAAAUCCUGGAGCGCUCCUCGAGGAAGCAGGCGCCAGGGACCAGGGCAGUCAUCCAGGAGAAGUUCAGGGCUUUCCUCACCCACCUCAAAGAGGGGCACAACGAGGUCACCAAGGAGCUGCUGGAGGCGCUGAGGGCUGCCAAGCUGCACUCCAUCGAGGAGAAGGUCCGGGAGCGCUUCCUCCUGCGCUGAGAACAGGGACUGUGCUCAGGGACAUGGGUCAGUGGUGGCCUUGGCAGGGCUGGGUGAGCAGUUGGAUGGAUGAUCUUAGAGGUCUUUUCCAACCCAUAUUAUCUGAUGAAUCUAAGAACUUUUUGGAUCUUUUUUUGUUUUGUUCUAGUUCGAUUGUUUGUUUGUUUGGGCUUGUUUGAUGGGUUUUUUUCCCUUCCGUGGCUUUGUUAAUUUAUUGACCUUUCCAAAGCUGACUUGAAAUGCAGCACAGAGGUGGGUGGUGUCACCCUGUGCUCUGGUGGGUCCCUGGGGUGGGGUGUGAGAGCAGCAGCAUCCCAGCCGUGGGGACAGAUCCCAGCAGCUCCCGGGGAGCUGGUGGCUGCUUUCCCAGUCAAUCAGUUCCCAGAGGAGAAACGUGUGGCCAGGGACAUUUUCUCUGGGGAAGAACCCAGCCCCCCCUUUUUAGACACCUGUCUGGCUUGGGUUUGAACUGUGUGGUUCUAGUUUUAUUGGGUUCUUUAGUUAUUGAGCAGAAUUUCCCACAGAGGAUCCACGUGCAUUUGUUUGUCAGGCUUUUGUUCUGAGAGAGGAGUUCCCUGCUGGGUGUGAGUGGGUGCAGGAGGCCCUGACACCACAGGUACAACUGGCUUUACAUUUAUUUCUAACUACCUGUUUUUAUACUGUCUGUGAAAGAUGUUUUCUAAAGAAAGAAAACAAAGAAGUUAUUUUAUUAUAUGAUCCCUUGUCACCAGUGUCCUUUCCUAGUCUCAUUUGGAGGAGAGAGG
This is a messenger RNA of Apus apus (common swift), 1764 nucleotides long. RefSeq names its product TNF receptor superfamily member 6b (gene TNFRSF6B). The transcript has 4 exons. The record is from RefSeq and is a predicted model, not a curated record. Gene Ontology annotation, molecular function: protein binding. NCBI's taxonomy places the organism in Eukaryota, Metazoa, Chordata, Aves, Apodiformes, Apodidae. Bases 116 to 1000 code for a protein of 294 amino acids.